AUGAAAAACAAUGAUCUGCUUGCAAUGCAGACAGUUGCAGCAACAAUGAUAUUGCCCAGCAACUAUACCAAGCUGAAAACGAAGAUAGGAAAGAGCUUUUCCCACAUGAAAGCAGAUGACUGGAUACACUAUAUAAAAGCAUGCUGUAUACUUGUAAAGCCAUCAAUCAGUUUCAUCGAAAUAGACCAAGCACACAGAUAUCUACAAGAAUUCUGUCAAUCUUGUGAAGAUACAUAUGAACCAAAAGUCCUCACCUGCAACAUGCAUCUGCACCUCCAUCUUUAUGACACAAUUUGUGAUUUUGGACCCGUGUAUGGCUAUUCGCUCUUUGGUUUUGAGAGAUACAAUGGUUUGUUAAAGAAUAACAAAACAAACAGAAAAGACGGGUUUAAAACAACCUAUAUGACAAAAUUCACUGCAGACGCAUACAAAGCUGAUUACAUACAAAAUACGUUAUCAUGUCCAAGCCUCAUUCCAUUCCUUCCUCUUUUCGAAAAACUUACCUCUACGACCAAACCUAUAACGACCUAUGCCACUUAUGCUUCAACCAACCAACAACCUUUCCAACUGCAACAAUUUUCCUUAAAAGAAUCAACAAUGAGUGAUAUUGAUUAUCCUCAAUUGUUAGAUUAUUAUAAAAUCGUCUAUGUCAUGCCCAAUCUCAUUUCUUACCAUGAUGCCAGAUUGUCACAAUAUUUUGUAAAUAACCAAAUCACAAAAUUGAAAUCAAUUGAUCUCCUUGGCCAAACAUAUAUUGGGAACAACAGUUCUGAGGUCGCAACUGCUGUAGAUGUAACUGAUAUGAACGAAGAAAGAAUGCUAGUCAUUCCUAUGCCAAAAAAUACUAUGUCUGAAGCCUUUAUAAGUAAUUAUGCACUAUGA
This is a messenger RNA of Phycomyces blakesleeanus NRRL 1555(-), 882 nucleotides long. RefSeq lists its product as hypothetical. Lineage: Eukaryota; Fungi; Mucoromycota; Mucoromycetes; Mucorales; Phycomycetaceae. The transcript has 4 exons. The coding region runs from base 1 to 882 and encodes 293 amino acids. The record is from RefSeq and is a predicted model, not a curated record.